Sclerotinia borealis F-4128 is the source of this 2679-nucleotide messenger RNA. The record is from the annotation of a GenBank genome assembly. Lineage: Eukaryota; Fungi; Ascomycota; Leotiomycetes; Helotiales; Sclerotiniaceae.
AUGGCCACGGCCUUACAAAGUCUGCGUAUGACAGCGCGAUGCUGCUCAUGCAGAAAUAUUACUUCCAGAUACACUAGCAAGUCAAUUGCCCAACGAAGGUUGUUCUCAAUCACAACAAGACAAUAUAAAAUCAACCCGAAAUUCAAGGAACUCGCGGAAACAGAACCAGACGAGGAUGAGUUCAAUGAAGAGAUCGAGGAAUUGUUUGAGAAUGCGGGUGCUCGACAUGCAUUCAGUCUACCAAGUUAUGGGUUUGAUGAGGGUGCAAAGAGGAAACUAAAGCCUACGUUUCUGAAUUUGGAAGAUCCAGAACCGUUUGAUGAGGAAGACAGAGAGGAUGACGACGAUGACAUUUCGGCCUUAGCACAUAUGGAGUUGGAACAGGUUAGGGAAAUUAGACAUUACAAUAGGUUGGCAGCUUGGGAAAUGCCGAUGUUGAGCAAAUUGGCAAAGCCAUUUGUGCCUCCAUCGACCGAGUCUCCUUUACGAUUCAGAUACACUUCAUAUAUGGGAGAGCAACAUCCGUCAGAGAAAAAAGUUGUGAUGGAGUUUUGUCCUGCAGAUAUGCCCGGACUGACAGAAGUCCAAACGGAUAAACUUAGAAAAUUGGUCGGUCCAAGACUCAACCCAAAAACGGAUAUUAUCAAAAUGAGUUGUGAGAUGUAUCCAUCACAAGCCCAGAACAAGCGAUAUCUUGGUGAUAUGGUUGAUUCAUUACUGGCAGAAGCAACGACUGGUGAUACUUUCGAAGACAUUCCUUUAGAUACCCGUCAUCAUGUGUUCAAAGUGAAGCCAAAAUUUCCCGUGGAGUGGAGAUUGACAGAGGAGAGGAAGCUUGAAUUGGAAGGCUAUCGCCAAAAGAUGAUGGUGACGGAUUCCAAUCGAGAACAUAUUGGUCAACUGGUGGAUGGUAUUGAAACAAUUAAACAUAGACUGGCCAAUCCUAAAGCCAAGGAACCAUUACCUGAAACUAUCACAGCUGGAGGGAGGGUUAUUGGCAACAAAAAAGUUGCUGUUAAGAGUACAGUACCGCAAGGUGUCCGACCCGCAAAACGAACAAUGUCAUCUGUCAAGAUAGCUCCCUUCGAGCACAGUUCACUCGAAUCCAUUCCCACUACAGCCAAACUUCUUCGAACCACCUUUCGCUCGCAAAAAACCAAACCACUCGAAUACCGUUUGAAGCAACUUCGGAAACUCUAUUGGGCUAUUGUUGAUAAUAGCGAUGCCCUUAUCGAAGCAGAAAAAAGCGAUCUCGGAAAACCCGCUUUCGAAACCUGUCUUACAGAGAUAGACUGGAUGAAGAAUGAUAUUGUUUUCGUCUGCAGCAACUUGAAGAAAUGGAUGAAGGAGGAGAAAGCGCCUGAUAUCGCGCUCAGCAAUACUCUCUUCAGCCCGAGGAUCAGAAAGGAACCUUUGGGUACGGCUUUGGUAAUUGGCGCAUUCAAUUUCCCGGUUCAGUUGUCGCUGGGCCCUUUCGUCGGUGCUAUCUGCGCGGGAUGUACAGCCGUGUUGAAGCCUUCAGAGCAGGCGCCCCAAACUGCCAUGGUGUUGAAGAAAAUUAUCGAAACUAGUCUCGAUCCAGAUGCAUAUACGGUGGUUAAUGGAGGUAUUCCCGAAACCACAGCUUUGUUGAACGAGAAAUGGGAUAAGAUCUUCUAUACUGGGGGCGCAACAGUGGGAACCAUCAUCGCGAAGAAAGCUGCAGAAACUCUGACUCCAGUCGCUCUAGAGCUUGGUGGUAGAAAUCCAGCUAUCGUAUCGAGGAAUGCAGAUCCGGCUCUGGCGGCCAGAAGAUUGCUAUGGGGUAAGAUUCUCAAUGCUGGACAAGUUUGCGUCGGCCAAAACUAUGUCAUGGUGGAAAGGGAGAUCUUGGAUGCUUUUGUUGAGCAACUCAGAAUCGCCUAUAAAGAAUUCUUUCCUCAGGGCCCCAAAGCCAGCCCUGAUUAUGGCCGAAUCGUCAAUAACAGGCAAUUUUUACGAAUCAAAAAGAUGCUUGAUGAAUCCAAGGGAAAGAUCCUCAUUGGUGGAGAAUUGGAUGAGGCCGAAAAUUUUAUCGCGCCAACUGUGGUUUUGGUUGAUAGCAAAGACGAUUCAAUGCUAGUGGAUGAAUCUUUUGGUCCUUUGAUUCCUAUCCUACCAGUCGAUGAUCUUGACGAGGCUAUUAAUAUUGCUCAUGAUAUUCACUCGACUCCAUUGGGCUUCUAUCCAUUUGGUACAAAGGCGGAAACUGAUAAGCUACUCAGCAACAUCACAUCCGGCGGUGCUACUGUCAACGAUGCUUUCUUCCACUGCUCAAUACCAACUCUCGCCUUCGGAGGAGUAGGCGACAGUGGAACUGGUUCCUACCGAGGUGAACAAUCCUUCAACGCCUUCACCCAUCGUCGUUCCGUCGCCACAACCCCCAGUUGGAUUGAGAAAAUGCUCAAUGUCCGCUACCCACCAUACAGCGACGCCAAGCUCGCCCAAUUCCGCAAAUCUAGUACGAAGAAACCAAAUUUCGAUAGGGAGGGUAAUGAAGUUAGAGGUUUGGGUUAUUGGUUGGGUCUUGUGACGAGUCUUGGUGGUGAGGGCGUCAAGGGCGUGCUUGUUAGGUGGGCAGUUCUUGCUGUGUUUGCUUAUGGUUCUAAGAGAGUUUGGGAGACGAAAUUCGGUAGCGGGUUGCCUUCUUAUCUGAGAUGA